GUGCAAACAAAUGUCAAAUGUCGCACAUGGUAGUUGUCUAUUGCCAAAAUAUUUUCAUUAUCAAAAAAGACAAAAACAGAUAAAUAAAAAAACAAAUUUAAUUCUCACAAAAAUAUGAGUUUCGCACAAAAAAUACUUGAAAAAUAUGGAUGGAAAGAUGGAGACGGUCUAGGAAAGAACAAUGAUGGAAUAACGAAACCACUUAAAGCCAGUCUUAAAUUUGAUAAUGCGGGCAUAGGAGUUGAUAGAGCUGAUGAAUUCAACAAUCAUUGGUGGGAACGAGUUUUCAAUGAAGCUGCUAAGAAUGUGGAAAUUAAAAAGGACGGUGACAAAGUUUCAGUUAAUAGAAAAAACGACGAGUCUAUUGAGAUCACCACCAAGGAGUACUCCGUUCGAAAGCUUAAAAAGAAGAAACUUGACAAAUAUGAUAAUUUUCUAUCUACUGCAACUUUAGUCAAUACCGGCGACGAAGUAGCUAAUCCCUUUAAGAUUGAGGUAGACGAAAUUAAGGUUACACCGCACAAGCCUCUAACCGAUGAGGAACUUUUUGCUGCAUGUGGAGGUCGAACAGCGCAUAAGGGUGCUCGACAUGGACUCAAAUUAUCGGGCAAAUUGGCCCGAAUAGAACAACAAGAAAAAGAAAUGCUCUUAAAAAUGCAAACAAACAAUACAACGGAAGAAAAGACUCCCGAAUCUUGGACUGUUGUUAAGAGCAAGAAGAAAAAUAAAAGGAAAUCAGAAGAAGAAAAGGAACCCCCAGCAACUGAGGAAGUGGAUGAAGAAUCCAAGUUGAAUGAUACACUUUUUAUAACAGAAUAUUGUAUAAAAUCAAAGAAGAAGAGAAAGGAACAGAAGCAAACUGAAGAGGAGCUAUCAAAUUCACUUGGAUCGUUUAAUUUGGAAAAAGAAAGUGCUGAAGAACAAGAAAGUACUAUCGCUUUAGUUGAAAACGAAGAUAUUGUCAAAAAACACAAGAAAGAAAAGAAAUCAAAGAAAAACAAAGAUCGGGAUAGCAAUAAAACAACAUUAAUUCCAAUUGAAGACACCGCCAUUGCAUCAAUUGAAAAUUGUGAAGAAGCACAAGAAGAAUUUGCUAGUGUACCUUUAAAGAAGAAAAAUAAGAAAUGUAAACAUGGAAUUGAUAAGGAUGCUAAAAAAGCGCACAAAAAGGCCAAGAAGAUGAAGAAAAAUCUUCGCCAUAUAACAGAAGAUUCACAGAGAUCAAUUGUUAUAGAAGCGUAGGUAAAGGCACACUUUAUUUAAAUUAAUAAAUGUUUUAUCUUAUUCUAUAA
Molecule: messenger RNA, 1292 nt
Organism: Eupeodes corollae
Lineage: Eukaryota; Metazoa; Arthropoda; Insecta; Diptera; Syrphidae
Product: G patch domain-containing protein 4
Exons: 3
Coding region: 115-1242 (375 amino acids)
Biological process (GO): regulation of ribosome biogenesis
Cellular component (GO): nucleolus
Molecular function (GO): nucleic acid binding
Source: RefSeq, a predicted model, not a curated record